Trametes versicolor FP-101664 SS1 is the source of this 3150-nucleotide messenger RNA. Its product is annotated as RNA-binding protein Prp24. Gene Ontology annotation, molecular function: mRNA binding; protein binding. Lineage: Eukaryota; Fungi; Basidiomycota; Agaricomycetes; Polyporales; Polyporaceae. Gene Ontology annotation, cellular component: cytosol. The transcript is spliced from 24 exons. The record is from RefSeq and is a predicted model, not a curated record. The coding region runs from base 1 to 3150 and encodes 1049 amino acids.
AUGGACGUCGCAAUGGAUGAGGCCGACUCACUCGAAGCACUCUCUGGCGUCCUCGAAUGCCUCACGGAGAACCCCUACGACAUCUCUCUCCAUGCUGAACACAUUCGCAUUGCUCGCGCGACAAACUUGGACGACCAGGUUGAGUCUGCACUGGAGAUGAUGACCGCCUUCUGGGCAGCCGGCGAGUCAGUAUGGCUACCCCUCAUUGAACGGAGGACAAGCACGGGCGACCUUGAGUCUCCGGAAGACCUACGAGCAAUCUUGGACCUGUAUACACGGGCAGAGCAGGACUACCUAUCCAUCCCGCUCCUACAGAAACACCUUGAGUUCCUUGUCGAGCGCUACGAACAUUUUGCAGAGUCUGAGAGCAAGCCCGAAGGACUCGGAGAACUGUUCAGUCCAGAUUGGAUGAACGAGACGCUCGCUAAGGUGGCAGAUCAAGGAAUAGGUCAUCUCACGAAGAGCCACUUGCUGUGGGACAUUCGGCGCGACUGGGAGUUCGAACGGCUCCAAAACGCCUCCGGAGAAGACAGGGAGAGGCUUGCGAAUUUAGUCGAAGCGAUGCUCCUCGAACGGCUACAACAGCCCCAUUCUAGUCAGUACACGUCUACCUAUAUUCCUAGGACGGCAUACUCGUCCUUCACUACUAACCAUAAACCCCACGACCAAUACGAAUCGCUUCUGGUGCAAGCUACAAAGCUACGCUCUCGCUCGGUCAAGGGCUAUCAGCUCCGAGAACGGCUUGAGGCCUCCUUGGAACAAGCCAGCUUCUCUUUAGAGGGAUAUGCAUACUACCUCGGCGUAGAACGACGGCGGAAAACACCUGACAUGUUUGUGGUGAAGCCUCUAUACGAACGCGCCAUCGCCGAGGCAGACAAGCGACGAUUGAGCGGGGAGCCUGGCGCAGAAGACGCCCUGCGUGCCUUUUGGACGGGUUACGUAGACUUCCUGCGGUCGCAAAGUGUUGAUGACGAACAGCUGCUUCUCACCUUCCGCCGCGGUAUGCGAAGCGUUCCGGCCUCGGGUGAACUUCUGGCUCGGUAUAUGCGCUUCCUGGAACGCGCUCUCGACUCUGAGGAAGCAGCUGUCCAGAUUAGCGUGGUGUACGAGAAAGCCCAGUCGGUUGCUCCGUUGCUGUCCGAUGUCGAACAGCUUGUCGCCGCUGUCCUGGCUCGGGCUGGAUUCGAGAAGCGAUCAAUCGAAGCCGGCAGCUCAGGCGAGGACUAUGAGAGCCUACUCCAGAUCCUCGUGGACGGGAUCAGCAAAGUCCGUAAAGCAUCAAAGACUGGUGACCCACGGCUCAGACUGGAGAAGUACCUGUCAGCUGUCGCGCAGUGUCUCGACGUAGACGACCUCCAUGCGAACGCCGUGGUGAUGUGGGAGGACACGGCCAAACACUACAAGACAAGCUACCUCGCCUGGACAUCCUACACCGACGUGUUGAUCAAGGAGCACAUGUACGAUGACGUGCGCAAGGUGUUCCGGGACGUCUCUGCGAAACACUUGGAUUGGCCCGAGGCGAUCUGGGACGCCUGGGUCUCUUUCGAGCAGCUGCAUGGCACUGUGGAGGAGCUUGAGAAUGCGCUGGCCCACGUCGAGCGUGCACAGACACAAGUCAACGCCCGCCGUGCUAAGGAGGCAGAGAAGGCGCAACUGGCGGCAGCACAACUCAUCGCCGAGACGCAAGCCUCCACCGUUCUCGCAGCGCAAGCGCCCGUCUCCGUAAAGACGGAAUCUGCCCCGGAGACUAUAGCGAUGGAUGUAGACCCUUCAGCUGCGACUGGCUCUCAUUCAAAGCGCAAGGCAGAUGAUGAAGACUCUGCAGAGAGCAGCAAGAGACCGCGCAUGGCGCUCACGGAAAAACACACAGAGGAACAGCCAGCGAAGCUGAAACGUGAUCGCGAGAACUCGACUGUGUUCGUUGGCGACCUCCCAGCUGGAGUGGAGGAUGAGGAGCUACGUGCGCUGUUCAAAGACUGCGGUGUCAUUCGCGAGGUCAAGAUCACGCAGCUGCCCAAUUCCUUGGUUGCAACCGUAGAAUUCUUGGAACGAGACAGCGUCCCGGCAGCACUCACCAAGGACAAGAAACGUGUCCGUGGCAAGGAGAUCGCUGUGCAUCUCGCAUGGCGUUCUACGCUUUACGUCACGAACUUCCCUGAGGAUGCGGACGACACGUUCAUCCGGACGUUAUUUGGCAAGUACGGUGAGAUCUUCGACGUGCGGUGGCCGAGCAAGAAGUUCAAGAGCACACGUCGGUUCUGCUAUGUGCAAUAUACCUCACCCACGUCUGCGGAGAACGCGUUGGAGCUUAACGGUACCGACAUGGAGGAGGGCCGCAGGCUCUCUGUGUACAUCUCGAACCCUGAACGAAGGAAAGAGCGUACGGACAGUGAUGCGAAUGAGCGCGAGAUAUACAUCGCCGGCCUCAGCAAGCUCGUCACCAAGGAGGACUUGGAGACCCUGUUCAAGACGUACGGUAACGUGAAAGACGUCAGGAUGAUUUUGGACGACAAGGGCAAGUCCAAGGGCUUCGCGUUCAUCGAGUUUACUACCGAGCCCGAGGCGCGUGCAGCGCUCGCUGCGAACAACCACGAGCUUAAGAAGCGCCGUAUGGCCGUGACUCUCGCAGACAGCCGCGUAAAGCCUAAGAACAAGGCUCCCGGUUACCGCGAGGAAGUACGCAACCGCUCCGUCCGCGUGAAGAACCUCCCGCCGAACACGCAAGAAGGGCUACUGCAGCAAGCACUCGAGAAACACGCCAAGAUCAAGCGAGUAGAAGUCUUCGCCGACAUCAACGAAGCGGAGCUCGAGCUCGAAAGUCCAGCGGAGGCUGGCAAGCUAUUACUCAGACAGGACCCGAUUGAGUUCAACGGAAACACGCUCCAGAUCGUCGCGGAGAACACGACAGGGCCGCCGACGUCGUGUCCGAUCGCCCCGCCCUCGGGCACGUCGGGCUUCUUCGUCCCGCGCAAUGCGGUCUCACGGCCGCGCGCUGGGCUGGGGAGCAAGCAGCGAGGGUUUGGUACCGGGCAGGCUGGGGGCUCGCGUCCUGGCGCACCCGCCGCGGGCGGGUCAGCCUCCUCGGCUAACAGUGGCGGGGGCGCGAAGGGCCAGGACGAUUUCCGAAAAAUGCUCCUGAGUGGAAAGUAG